CGGUGAACCACUGUGCAAGGGCGCCAUCCUUGUUGCAUUUUUUCCCCCCCUUCGUGUCAUCGUCUUGCUUUCGAAUCCUUGCUGCGGAUCAGUGGUCAGCCUGAACACAGAAACUGAUUCUCCAGCUCCGAUUCCCCAAUCUUUCUCUCCGACGCCCGACCAGACCUCAGCCAGCUUCGCCCGAAAUCCACUCUCCGCUUCGGCGUUGGCACUGCUCCCAUCCAUCGCAACGCCGCUGGACCAGCCCGCUCUGGCCGCAUCCUCACCACCACGAUGCCAAUCUUCCGUCUGCUUGGUCCAGGAUCGAAAACACGUCCUCGACGCACUACUCUUGUUCCGGCUGCCGGCGAGCAUUCGUUUUUCCUGGGAAUCGCGGGUAUCCCACUCAAGCUGCUCGAGGCGUCAAACCCCUUUGACUAUGAGUCGCUUCUCCCACGUGUAUGUGGCCUGGUGCGACUCCAAAAUGCAGUAGCGGCCCACGACUCGCAUCGCAUCACGUCCAUUCGCAUCACCUUCGUAGGCCAGCACACGGUUGGACCCAAGGCCACCACAUUCAUCGAGAGGUCCGUCGGCCUGCUUCCGUCUGACUUUGAGCGCUAUCUCGAACCUGGAUUUGUACCAUUCAGGAUCGAGCUGGCCGAGCUCGAGUCUCAGGCGCUCGUCUCGGCAGCUAGGUCGCUGAGAGUCCGAACCCGGUAUCGACUCUGGUGCGCCCUGGGUUGGUCCAAUGGUCGGACGGUUUGCUCGGAGAUUUAUGACAUCCCAGCGGAUCAUAUCCGACCGAUACCGCUUUCCGAAUUGGCACACAUUCUCGCCCCCCAACCCACCAUCCAGCUUGAGCAUCACAGCUGGGAUGCCGACCGCCCAUCGAUGAGAAUUACUUGCUCGGUGGAGAAGCCUCGGGCUAUUCCCGGCGAUUCGCUCAAGCUCUCCUUCCGCUUGAGCCCGUGGGAGCACGGCCAGGGCUCAGGCAUGUCGUCCUGUACCGUGUUCAUGUCGAUCAUCGAAGUCAUCGAGGACGAAGCUCCGGCAAGCUCUGAUCAUGGAUGUGGCUGGAUGGGUUCUCUUCCGUGGGGCAUCCCCAAGAAGAAGUGCGAGGAGCACACCCUCAACAUUUUGUAUUCGCGACGGCUCCAUAUCCCGUGGAUAUUUGGCAGCGCCCACCCGAAGGGAACCGACAUUCGAAGCAACCCGAGCGUCCGAAAUACGCUCUUCCACAUCAGCCACUACGUUACCUUCACGUUCACAUUGAGCCACUCCGAGACUGUGCGCUAUCGCAUCCCAAUAAGUGUUGCUCAGUUUGACAGGACCGACAUCGAUAAGGUCCUUCCAUAUUUCAAUGAUGCCGUCAACGAAGAGAUUCACAAGAUCACAUGCUCGAGAGUCGAAUACCACGACCCCGACGCUGGGUACUGGCUGCCGCGAUUCCAAGCGUGCGAGUCAUGCCUCGCCGAGCCCGGGUCGUCGCUGGACGAUCGACCUCCACAAUACGAAAGCUUGGGGAUCCAGCCGCCGAGGAAUGCUACAACCGCGCCGACCGUACCUACAUAGUGCGGUUCAAAGAGAUUCUCAUCGUUCCGUGCGCGGAUGUGAUCUGAGUCCAACGGAUCAGCGGGUAUGCUGGGU
This is a messenger RNA of Polychytrium aggregatum, 1626 nucleotides long. RefSeq lists its product as uncharacterized. The coding region runs from base 274 to 1551 and encodes 425 amino acids. NCBI's taxonomy places the organism in Eukaryota, Fungi, Chytridiomycota, Chytridiomycetes, Polychytriales. The transcript has 2 exons. The record is from RefSeq and is a predicted model, not a curated record.